GAUAAACUUCAAAUUAAAAAUUAAUAAUUUGAUCCGUUGAUUCAGCAAAUCAUCUUUAUUUACAAAUUAUAAUAGAAAAUCCAUAUUUAAGUGUUGAACAAUUGAAAUAUAUUAAGUGUGUUUCUAAUCGUUUAGUAUUAUGGAAAGUAACAUACAGAUUUUAUUGAUGAUAUUAGUGUUUGUAGUGAAUACAGAUUACACCUUCUCAGUCAAAUGUUAUAGGUGUAAUUUGUGUCCGGUUCCAAUGGAUUAUUCAUCCCCUUUAGUGACAGUUAGUUCUUGUAAGUGGUGUGCUUCGCUUACAAUUGGUAGUCCACAUUUAACAAUAAAAGGAUGCUCAGAUAGCUGUAGUUCGGAUAGUUUUCUAAAGAAAUAUGUCCGUUUCAAUUAUACCUGUUGUGGUAAGAACUUUUGUAAUAUCAGCUCAAAAGCUCAUCUGACUAAUCAAAUCCUAUUUUUACCUGUAAUGAUUAUUUGUUUUUAUCUUAAUGCUAAAAAAUAAAACGAAAAGACUUCAAAUACACUCGUUAAGUUCUUGUUCAG
Messenger RNA from Schistosoma spindalis, 543 nucleotides. NCBI's taxonomy places the organism in Eukaryota, Metazoa, Platyhelminthes, Trematoda, Strigeidida, Schistosomatidae. The record is from the annotation of a GenBank genome assembly.